AUGGAGCGUUAUUAUAUUUAUUGUUUAUAUUUUCAGGCCAUUGAUGAAAAAGAAAACUUUGAUUUAUAUUUCGAUAAAUUAAAAACAAUCGGGAAGGUGAAACCGGUUGCUGAUUUCAAGAGUGAGUUUUUCAAUAUAAAUGAUCAAGUAAUGAAAUUUAGUAAUAAAAUAUUAGAUGGAGGUGAUACGUUUCUUGAAUUGGAAAAAUUCAAGACAAUAAUUGAGCAUCGAAAAUUUAUGGAUUUUAACAAUAAUGUGAUUAGUAGUUUUACGAGCUUAUUAAGUGAUUUUAAUAAGUUUAGCGAUAAAGCAAUUAAGGGAUUAGUUUUAAAAGAAAACGAAAUACCAUUUCAAUCGGAUAAAAUAAUAGAAUUAAUAACGAAAUCUAAAGAAUUUCUAAUAAUUGGGAAAAAAACAUUAUCAUCGGAUCCUAUGUUGGUGUUGCUUGAGGAUUCAGCUAUUUCUGUUCCAUGCAUUAACAAUUUUGCAAAUUAUAAAAAUGUUAAACAGGGAAAAUUAUUGAAAGAAGCCGUUUUAUAUUUAAUGAAGUCGAAAAAAUUAGUUUACGAGUUGUUUUUAAAUGCAUUAAAGUACUGUCCUAGUGGUAUCUACAACGAGUUGCCAGAUAUUUUUUCAAGUUCAUUAUCGAUGAUAUCAGCAUUAUCAAAGGUAAGAGAAAAAGAUCUUACAAGACAAUUUAUAUGGUUAUUGGAAUCCUCCAGAGGACAUCGAUUUUUGGUGGAAAAGAAAUUGGCGCAGUCUGUGGAAGUCAAGAAUAAGUUUCUACCUGACAGAAUGUCGAAUAAUUUGACAGAUCUCUUGUCAUCUAGUAUUGAAAAUAAGAUUGAUGAUUUUGGUAGUCUUUUUUUGGAUAUCCAAAAGUAUGUACCUAAAAAGUGGAUAAUAAUUUCAAUUGAUAUUUGUCAAUUUAGUGGAGAUUUAUUGUUGCUGAAAAUUACGUCGUGUGAUGACAGUGAGCCACUUAUAAUUCGGUUACCUUUGAAUAGGCAUGCUAGUAGAGAUGCAGAUGAGAGGGUUUUCUCAUUUGAGGAUGCCAAAAGAGAAUUGGAAAAUAUAAUUGAAUCAAGUAAUUUGACCACCAAAGUAGAAGUUACCUCGAGCAUUAAAAACAGAGAGGACAAGAAGAGUUGGUGGAAGACACGAUAUUUUUUGGAAAAACAAUUGAAAGAGUUGUUGGAAAAUGUUGAUUAUUGUUGGUUAGGUGGAUUUAGAGGGAUUUUUGAUGUUGGAGAGAUUAAUAGAGAAUUAUUUGGGAAAUUUAAAAUUCAAUUUAAUAGGAUUUUACAAACUUAUUUACCUUCAAGACGGCAGUGGUUAAGAAACAAGAAUAUUAAGAGUGGCAAGGUGAAUUCCGAGGUUAAAGAAACAAUUGAUUCAAAGGUUGAUAUUGAUGACAAUGUUUUGGAAUUGUUUAUCAAGUUGGGACAUCCAUCUAAGCUUGGGAAUACCGAAUAUUUAGAGGAUUUAAUUUAUUUUGCAAUUGACAUAUUGAUAUAUCAUGGGGAAGAAGACGGGUAUGACGAAAUAGAUAUGGAUCGAAUAUACGUUGAGGUUGAAGACGCAUUGAGAAAAUAUCACGAUGAAAAUGAGAAACUCAAAAGGGAAAAACUGGAAAGAAGAGAAAGAGAAAGAGAAGCAGCGACCCAUAUUGUAUUGGUGAUAGGAAAAAGCUGUCAAAAUUUUCCUUGGGAGUCACUUCCUAAUUUAAAGGGAAAGUCAGUAUCCCGAAUGCCAUCACUAACAAUUUUGUUGGAAGCCUUGAAAAAGUAUGAUAAAGACAAUCUUUCCAUUGAAUGCAAAGAAAAAGGGAAAGCUGGGUUUUUUGUGCUAAACCCCAGUGGUGAUUUGAAGAACACACAAACCACAUUUGAGCAAAAAUUCAAGUCACAUCUUAAAAACUGGGGCAGCAUUAUCGACAGAAAGCCCACAGAGGAGGAAUUUGUCCAGGCGCUCAGCGAUUCAAGUCUCUUCAUCUACAUUGGACAUGGCGGCGGAGAGCAAUACAUAAGAUCGUCAACAAUAAGAAAGUUGCAAAGAUGCUCACCCUCGUUGCUAAUGGGGUGCUCCUCGGGCAGCUUGAAGGAGAAUGGCGAGCUUGAGCCCCAUGGCACAGCAUACAGCUACUUGGUAGGAGGGUGUGCAAUGUUGGUGGUGAACCUCUGGGACGUGACAGACAAGGACAUUGACAAGUUCUCGAUGUCAGUGUUCCAGAAAUGGGGACUCUUCAGGGAGGACUACACAGCGAUGUUUGGGGCCUUGGACGAGCUGUGGGUGGGAAGCAGGGCCCUCAGCAUCUGUGAAGCAGUGGCAGCAUCUCGCGAAACAUGCCAUUUGCACCACCUCAACGGCUCUGCUCCUGUUGUUUACGGCCUCCCUUUGACACUUUCCUAA
This is a messenger RNA of Ascoidea rubescens DSM 1968, 2412 nucleotides long. RefSeq names its product separase. Gene Ontology annotation, molecular function: cysteine-type endopeptidase activity. The coding region runs from base 1 to 2412 and encodes 803 amino acids. Lineage: Eukaryota; Fungi; Ascomycota; Saccharomycetes; Ascoideales; Ascoideaceae. Gene Ontology annotation, cellular component: mitotic spindle pole body; mitotic spindle; nucleus. Gene Ontology annotation, biological process: meiotic chromosome separation; proteolysis. The transcript has a single exon. The record is from RefSeq and is a predicted model, not a curated record.